UCAACAAAUUAUUGUCUAGAAUAUUUCCCGAAAGCUACAAAAUACAAAAGAUUUUUAGGAAAUACGGGAAGUAUAAUACUAGUUGGAAUGUCUUCAUUUGAGGAAUUUAAUUCUUCAGCUGAUUAUCAUUCGAGCUGGACAGAAAUGGACUAUUGUGGUUGUUCAUCCAACAAUUAUUAUGCUGUAACAAUUAUUUGGAGCACUCAUUGUAUGGGAGAAUUUCUUCGUGGGGUUUGGGAUGGUGUUAGAGAAUUUAUGAAAAAUGCUACAUUUGGCUUCUCAGCAGAGUUUAAUGGUGGAUUGAAGGAGUAUUCACAUGAUGCCAUUCUUAUUGUUAUUAAAUGCAAAAAUUGCGAUCGUGGCAUGCUUCUUACCUGUGAUCUUGGAAGGAAUGGAAAGGAAAAGCGUUGGGGCUACUAUGAUGAAUAUCUCGAUAUGAAAUUUAAGCGCGUUCUGAAACCGUCUUUGCCUUAUAGCAAGAUUGUAGAGGUGUUCAAUAAAAUGUGGCAAAAAUACGGCUUAAUUAAUUGGAAUUGUUCGCAUUGGGCAGGAGAUUUCUUUGAAAAAGUGAUUAAUUUGUGUGAUUCUACGGAGGAAUUAAUUCUGCCAGAAUAA
This is a messenger RNA of Meloidogyne enterolobii, 615 nucleotides long. The record is from the annotation of a GenBank genome assembly. Lineage: Eukaryota; Metazoa; Nematoda; Chromadorea; Rhabditida; Meloidogynidae.